Molecule: messenger RNA, 408 nt
Organism: Gloeophyllum trabeum ATCC 11539
Lineage: Eukaryota; Fungi; Basidiomycota; Agaricomycetes; Gloeophyllales; Gloeophyllaceae
Exons: 1
Coding region: 86-250 (54 amino acids)
Source: RefSeq, a predicted model, not a curated record
AUGAGAGCAUCUUUCUCGUAAAUAUGGUUGACGAUUCUAAUGCUACAACGAGACAGAUAAACCUAUUGAUACAACAGAGUUCUGAAUGUUUCUACCUCGCAAAGUCAGCGGCAGGCCAACAGUGAGGGAGGAGGGGAUAGACAAGGCGAUCAAGUACGGAACGUGGUGUUGGCAGAUGGGAAAACGGCAGCACACUCAUUCCUCUCUGAACCGUGUCCUCCCUCGUUCAAGUUCUGCCUCCCCAGCUUGAAGGUGUCCGAGUCCCAGCGUCUGCAGCCACUUCAAAGACACCCUUCGUCUCUUCGCCGGGGUCUCAUCCCCCUCCAAUCUCUCUUCCCUCCCUUCCCUUUGCUCAUCUGGAUCCCUUGUCCGCUUCCCCAGCACCAUUGCGGUGAAGCUGUUGUUCGG